AUGGAACCUUCAGACCGCGAAGUUACGUCUGCUGUUCAUGCUCAGCGGGUUGUGCGCGGUUUCCUCGGACGACUCGCAGGUAAAGGCGUGUCACCGUGCGUAACUCUGACGGUGAUGCUUGUUUCCUCGCCUUGUAAGGUCGGUUUGGGUGACGCUGACUUCUUCCUCGCCCUCCGUUGCGCCACUACGUGUGUGUACCCCUCGGCGGUAUUUCCCGACGAAUCUUGGGCAGCAAUUCGACAAGCGAAUUUGGUGUAUGAGAAGAUCUUCGAUCCGAGGACCCACGCUUACUACUACUACAAUACCUGCAGCUUCGAAACAACAUGGCAUGCAGCUUGGCGGCGGCGGCGAGGUCUCCGUAUGACUCGCGCUUUGUUGGCCUCCGUGGUAAGCAAGGUGCUCGAUGAAUCCACUGGUGCACACUACUACUUCAACGGUCUCAGUGGCGAGACAUCUUGGUCCAAGCCCGCCCUCUUUGGUGCCGAGGAUGUCGAGGACUAUCCGUCAGCCAUGUUGCUUGCGGAAGGGCAAAACACCGCGGAACCUUUCGGCACAGGGAUCUAUGACUACGAUCAAUCUCAGGGGUGGGUGGGACAAGAAGCUUGGACCAAAGAGCAAAAGGAGCAGGAACAGCAACAUCAUCAACAACACGCGGGCGUUAGCGACGGUGAUGCCAACACCGCCGAAGAGGCAGGCUACGAGGGGUGGGUAUGGGACGACACCUCCGGCUGGUAUUACGACGAAGACCUGGCGACACAACUCCUCACCGGGGGCGUAGACGUCGUUUCCAAGAAAGGGUCAGAUGACGGCAACGUUACCGCUUCAGUGGAAGUCGAAAGCGAAAGCGAAAGCGACACUGAUAGCGACAGUGAGGAGGAUGGUACCGACGAGCAAGCUGGUGAGGGAAAGAAACAAAGGCGAAAACGGAGGCGUCGAAGCAUAGCCCCCAGAAACUUCCCCAGGUCGAAGGCCCAACGCUUGGUCGACGAAGCGGAGGACAGCGUAGACGGAGCGCGGCCCGAAAUCUUGGACCUAAGCAAGUUGGACAUGGAUAGAGUUACUUCAAGGGUCUACAGACUGGACUGGUUGCAAAGGUUGGAUCUGUCCAACAACCGACUCUACAGGAUUUCUUCCGAUCUUGCUGGCAUGGAGAACCUUGUCGACGUUAACUUUCGGCAUAACAGGUGGGUGAGAGAAGUUUCGCAGGCCAGAAUCCAGGCCAUUCCAGAUGAGUUGGAAGCGCUGACGAAGCUCAAGCACCUGCAACUGGGGCACAACCGAAUUUCCGGCUUCAGAGGCAACCUCUACCUCAUCAGUUCGCUUGAGACCCUCGAUCUGGGGCACAAUAGGCUGAAGGAGGUACCGCUCCAAGUAGGAGACUUGCAGCUGCUCAAGAGGACGCGCGAGUGGGAGGUAGGACGACAAAGUCCAUAA
Molecule: messenger RNA, 1434 nt
Organism: Ectocarpus sp. CCAP 1310/34
Lineage: Eukaryota; Phaeophyceae; Ectocarpales; Ectocarpaceae
Source: the annotation of a GenBank genome assembly